ACUCGAUCCGCUCCUCUUCUCCUCCCCAAACCCGGCCGGACGGGCAGCGGAGCAAAGCCGCCGCCUCAGUCGUCGGCGAGCCAUGGAGCGCUCCAGUACCGCCGCCGCAGAUCUGUGCCGGUACAUGGCGGAGCAACGCGCGGCGUGCGAGCGGCAGAUCGCCCGUGGCCACGAGCGCACGGCGGCGGCCGCCGACGCUUUCCGCGCCGCCAUCGCCUCGGCCCGCUCGCUCGCCGACGAAACCGUCGCCCAACGAGAAAAACUCAACAGACUGAAGGAUCAGUUCAGGGGACUUGAAGCAGGUCUUGCAGAAGCUCUGUCCAUCCAACUAAACAAAGGAUCAGAAUGUGAGCGCACCAGUGAGUCAAUUUCGAGUGCCACUACAACAAAUGAGCAGCUCAACAACUUGGUCAUGGAUCAGAGGACUCGGAGAGAUGAAUAUGCAAACGUCAUAUCUAAGCAGCUUGAAGCUGUUGAAACUCUUGAAGCUAACAUUGAUGCGACAGGGGAAAAGAACCUAGAUGAAGCUAUUACUUGGUACAAUAAAUUUCUUGGUUUUCGAGUUGUUGCAGGGGAAGGUAAUGAAAGUUUCGAUAACAUGGUCAAUCAAGUUAGCAUCAUGUCUGACGUUUCUCUUUUGUUUCAAGGCGUUAAAUUUGUCUUCAACAAAGUUAACAUGCAAAGUCCUGACAAUGAGUAUUUGUUUUGCAUGAAGGUCACUAAAGAUAAAUACAGCUUAAUUCAAUGUGAUCCAUUACUGAAAGAUUCUGAAGAAUUGGUGAAGGAUCUGAACUGCACAAACGAUCUGUUCAAGUUUGUUAGAAUCAUGAGAGCAAGAUUCCAAGCGGCUGCAACGAAAGGGGUUCAUCCUGCAAGUUCAUUUUGCCCAGACACAUCAUCCAUAACAGCUUCGUCACCACCGGCUUUGUCCGUUGAUACCACAAGCGAAAGCACCAGCAAUCAAAGCCAUUCUCGAAGUCGGUCAAAGAAUCAAGACAUGCAUGCAAAGAGAGGGCGUACUCCCCGAUCAGCAGCAUCUCCCCUUGCAACGCCAUCUAGCAUGCGUCGGUCCCCACGUUUUGUGGCCGUGGAUGCGGGGAAUAGGCAUUAAGAUAAUAGCCAAAUUAAAACCACUUGAGUUCGACUAUACAGUGCAAUUUGGCCAUGUCGCAGUUUAGAUGGUCCCCCUGAUGGAGCAAUUUCUCAGCCAGACAAACUGAAUAAGCAGUGACUGUUCGUAGACACAGGUGUUCCAUCUCGAACUCCCCAUUCGUGGCUUCUCGACCUUUCAACCUAACACCAACGGCUCUCAUCAAUCUGUACAGCAAAGUGAAGUGAAGUAUCCAGUAAAUCUCCCAUCAGCGUUGCAGCUGUAGGUAGCUUCAGUUUGGUCCCUGAUGUGCCAUUGUUAGUGUUGUAUAAUAUUUUGUGAUUCUGUCAACUGUUUGACAGUUUUCUAUCUGAAACUCGCAUAGUACCUUCCUGUUCUGUAUGGCAUAAUCUUCCUAAUAAUCUUUGUAACGUAAGCACGAUUGAGUUUUCUGCUUUAAAGCUGUUGUAAUUCCACUGUGCUCUGUUGCCUUACAAAAUUGUAAUCCCAGUUCCGGACUUCUUCAA
Molecule: messenger RNA, 1617 nt
Organism: Brachypodium distachyon (stiff brome)
Lineage: Eukaryota; Viridiplantae; Streptophyta; Magnoliopsida; Poales; Poaceae
Product: probable kinetochore protein SPC25
Exons: 7
Coding region: 83-1111 (342 amino acids)
Biological process (GO): chromosome segregation
Cellular component (GO): Ndc80 complex
Source: RefSeq, a predicted model, not a curated record